GUUUAUACAAAUUUGAUGAUUACAUCUCUCCUUAACGCUAAUGUGAUGCUAAAGCAGUUAUUGUGUGUUUUAAUGGCUUUGUUUGCAUCAAGAGAUACAGUAAUCUACAAAUGAAAACAAAAUACCUGUUCAGACACUCAGCCAACACCUCAUUGGCAUUAAUUAUCGCCAAUAUUGGCCUCAUUCUGCAACUGUGCUUGGUCAGAUGUCUGGCUGACGAGCAAACAGUGCAAUUGGAGUCAAAUUUGGAGACAAUUGAUGGCCUGGAUGUGCAAAACCCGGGAUCCAAAAGGACUGAAUGCUUUGAGGAGAAUGUGGUUAAGUGUAACACUAGUGAUGAGGUCUGUUUGCAUCCCCAGUCUAUAUGUGACGGCAUAUCCGACUGUCCCAACGGCUACGACGAGAGCGUACAACUCUGUGGUGAGUCCUCUCAUACAUAA
This is a messenger RNA of Medioppia subpectinata, 440 nucleotides long. NCBI's taxonomy places the organism in Eukaryota, Metazoa, Arthropoda, Arachnida, Sarcoptiformes, Oppiidae. The record is from the annotation of a GenBank genome assembly.